Molecule: messenger RNA, 771 nt
Organism: Triplophysa rosa
Lineage: Eukaryota; Metazoa; Chordata; Actinopteri; Cypriniformes; Nemacheilidae
Product: histone H2A.Z
Exons: 5
Coding region: 111-497 (128 amino acids)
Cellular component (GO): nucleosome
Molecular function (GO): protein heterodimerization activity; DNA binding; structural constituent of chromatin
Source: RefSeq, a predicted model, not a curated record
CGGAUGCAUAGCGGUUUAUAUUCAGCCCCCUGAAGGCGCGUAACUCAGUUUGAAUUUGGUGAGGUCGUGCGUGUUUUGUGGUAGAGUAACGGUCUCCCAAAAUUUACAAAAUGGCUGGAGGUAAAGCAGGAAAAGACUCCGGGAAGGCGAAAGCAAAGGCUGUUUCGCGCUCACAGAGGGCUGGACUACAGUUUCCAGUAGGUCGUAUUCACAGACAUCUGAAAUCCAGGACCACUAGCCAUGGACGCGUCGGUGCCACUGCCGCGGUGUACAGCGCUGCUAUUCUGGAGUACUUGACUGCUGAGGUGCUUGAGUUGGCGGGAAACGCAUCGAAAGAUCUGAAGGUGAAGAGAAUCACCCCACGCCACUUGCAGCUUGCCAUUAGAGGCGAUGAAGAGCUGGACUCCCUAAUUAAGGCGACUAUUGCUGGUGGUGGUGUUAUACCCCACAUUCACAAGUCUCUUAUUGGAAAGAAGGGACAGCAGAAGACCGUGUAAACAGAUUGUUGUAUGAAAGCCGUCUCAGGACAUGAAAGUGUUCCGUUUUUUUGUUUGCCCUGUAGAUUAGCAUUUUAAAACUUUAUAUUGUACGUCUUUGCAUUUACUCAUUUCUGGGGUAUUUUUUCAAACGUGGCUUCAGAGAAGCUCUUUUUCCUCAUUUUAUGAUGCUUGGCAUAGUCUGUGUACCCUUUUUAAUUUGCAGUGUGGCAUUUGGCUUUUGAACUUGUGAAGUUUAUGGAUUUUAUUUCAAUAAAGCUCAGAAUGCCAUGCU